This is a messenger RNA of Thrips palmi, 1218 nucleotides long. RefSeq names its product retinol dehydrogenase 12-like. The transcript has 7 exons. NCBI's taxonomy places the organism in Eukaryota, Metazoa, Arthropoda, Insecta, Thysanoptera, Thripidae. The record is from RefSeq and is a predicted model, not a curated record. The coding region runs from base 168 to 1130 and encodes 320 amino acids.
GCGGGACGGACACGGACGGACGCAGCCAUCCGCCGGUCUCCAAAUCAGUCGCCUCAUUGCUGCCGUUCGCUCAGGUUGGACAGGGAAGAGGAGCGGAGCGCAUCGCCAGGACCACGCCACUGCAAGACCACUGCAACGCGACACACACGUGCGGCCCCGACACCAACAUGUGGUUCAGGAGUGGAAAGUGCCGUUCCUUGGCGCGUAUGGUCGGCAAGACGGUGGUCAUCACGGGCGCCAACACCGGCAUCGGCAAGGAGACCGCCCUGGACUUGGUGGGCAGAGGGGCGCGCGUGGUCAUGGCCUGCAGGGACAUGGAGAAGGCCAAGGUGGCCGUGGAGCAGGUCCGCGAGGCCGUGAAGGGCGUGGAGGGCGCCGGCGAGGUGGAGGCCGUGCACAUGGACCUCGCCUCCUUCGCCUCCGUCAGGAAGUGCGCCAAACAGCUGCUCCUCCAGGAGCCCAAGAUCCACGUCCUCAUCAACAACGCAGGUAUCAUGGCGUGCCCGCGCGCGCUCACGGAGGACGGCCUGGAGAUGCAGCUGGGCGUCAACCACCUGGCGCACUUCCUCUUCACCUGCCUGCUGCUGCCCAGGAUCCGCGCCUCGGGGCCCGCCAGGAUCAUCACGCUGUCCUCGCUCGUGCACUCCAGUGGAGUCAUCGACUUUGACGACCUGAACGGCGAGAAGAGCUACAGCCCCAGCUACCGGUACUCCGCCAGCAAGCUCGCCAACGUGCUGUUCGUCAAGGAGCUGGCCGACAGGCUCAAGGCGCACGACAUCAACGACGUGACGGUGUACGCGGUGCACCCCGGCGUGGUGGCCACGGAGCUGAGCCGGCACCUGAGCGACGCCCUGUUCCCGGGCGCCACGUUCAUCUGGGACCGCAUCAUGAAGCUGUGGAUCAAGACGCCCGUGCAGGGCGCGCAGACGUCCAUCUACUGCGCCGUGGACGAGGAGGUGGCCUCGCAGUCCGGCCUGUACUACAGCGACUGCCACGUGACCGAGCCGGCCCGGCGCGCGCGCAACCCCGAGGUGGCGCGCCGCUUGUGGGAGGAGAGCGUCCGCCUGACCGGCCUGGGCGACUUCGACCCCUUCACCGCGCCCGACACCGCCAGCACCGUCAACCUGUAGCACUCUGUAGUUUAAUUAUUUUAGUUGUAUUUUUUAUUUUGUUAUUGUAACGACUUUUCAUUUAUUAUCAUAAACGCGACGCUCAACA